UGUCCAAACGGACAUAAAGCGCGCCAAAAUUUAAGGAAACGGAGUGAAAAGUUGUCGUUUCUCUGAGCUGAAUUCUUUGAGGCAUUCACCUUCAUCCGUUGAAUAGCAGGAAAAUUUCAUCCAUUAAUUGGCAUAUUUUGUGGUGAUUUAGUUCAAAAUGUGUGGGAGAACGGCUUGUACCCUUGCUCCUGAUGAAUUCCCGAAAGCAUGCAAAUUCAAAGGAAAGAAUGGUCAGAUCCAGGAACCGGCUUGGAGAGAUGGCAGCAUCGAUAGAGGAAAAUACUAUCCUUCCCACAAUAUUAGUCCGCAAUCCUUCACUCCAGUGUUACUGUCAAGUCAACAUUUGAACAAAUUAGCAUCAGAGGAGCUUAGUGAAAGGCUUCUUCAACCAAUGAAAUGGGGAUUAAUUCCAUCAUGGCACCGUGGAGAUCCCAAAGAGUUCACCUACAACAUGAGCAAUGCUCGUAGUGAUACUCUGUUGGACAAAAGAUCCUUCAAAUCUCCCCUAGAGAAGGGUAAUAGAUGUGUAGUUUUGGCUGAAGGAUUUUUUGAGUGGGAGACAUUGAAGGGAGGGAAGAAACAACCAUACUACAUCUACUUUAAAAAAGACACAAAGAUAGAAGUGAAAAACGAAACAAUUGCAGAGAUUGAAGAAGAAAAGAAUAAUGAAAAGGAGACAGUGGUGAAAAAUUUUCAUGUGAAAAAGGAACCAGAGGGAUCCAUAACAGUUAAGGCAGAGGAAGAACCACAGUUUGGAGAGAAGCGUCUCUUAACCAUGGCUGGCUUGUUUGAUUGUUGGAAGCCACCAAAAGGCAGUGGCAGUGAAAAGGAAGAACUCUUUUCAUAUACUAUCAUCACAGUGGACUCAUCUCCGUCUCUGAGAUGGCUUCACAACAGAAUGCCAGCUAUUCUGGAGGGAGAAGAGGAGAUUAGCCAUUGGCUUGACUUUGGAGAGGUUCCGUGGCAAAAGGCUCUAAACCUUGUGAAACCCAAAGACUGUUUGGAGUGGCAUCCAGUCUCUACAGUUGUGAAUAAUUCUAGGAAUAAAUCACCAGACUGCAUCAAGCCAAUUGACUUGACACAAAAAUUGGAAAAGCCCAUGAAAGGAACUUUAUUUUCAUACUUCAAAAAAUCACCUGUGAAACAGGAGAAGGUAUUACAUGAGGGCGAGGCUGCACAAGAACCAUCUCAAAAGAAAACAAAAUUUUAGCUGCGAUAAUUUAGUGGAAUUGCAGUUGUGAUCUUAUCCAUGUGAUAAAACAUAUCUCUUGUCAAGUUUUUUUUCUAGUACAACAAAGUGACUUACUUGUAGAGCUGUUGAUGAAAGCCUGAUACAGUGAAAAUCAGUUUAUUUUUUUCCUUUUUUUUUUCAUUUAUGUUGAUAGUAUAGAUACAGAACAUUUCUUUUUUUCAUUUAUGUUGAUAGAUAGAUACAGAACAUUUAUCAGGCAAGGUGUGCGUUAAUUUUACAACAGUUUUUAUUUGUAGACAACAGUUGUAAGAGGAAAAAUAAUUGUUUUUCAGUUAACAAUGUUUAGUAGCAGCAGACUUUGAACAACUCCGUACUUAUUGAGAGUAUCAGCUAAGAAUAGAAAGAUUCAAAUAAAUUAAUGUUCACUAUUUUCAGUCUGUGCUAAUGAAAUUAACAUUCCAUAACUGCUGUGUAACAAAAAGUCAGAGGCUUUUGUUUUCAGGCUGCUUUUUUUAGUCCUCACAGGCACAAAACUUUGAAUAAUCACAAAACUAUAAUCCUUGGAAAACUUUUAGGAGAUUUUUGAGAGAGAGAGAAAAAAAUUGCUUUCCACUCUUUUGGGCCAAGUGAUCUUUAGAAUCAUAACUUAUUACAAUAC
Messenger RNA from Stylophora pistillata, 1850 nucleotides. RefSeq names its product abasic site processing protein HMCES. Gene Ontology annotation, molecular function: single-stranded DNA binding. Gene Ontology annotation, biological process: protein-DNA covalent cross-linking repair. The record is from RefSeq and is a predicted model, not a curated record. NCBI's taxonomy places the organism in Eukaryota, Metazoa, Cnidaria, Anthozoa, Scleractinia, Pocilloporidae.